GUCCUGAAAGCUUGAGGCGACACUAGCGGGUUAGCAAGCCUAACUUUCUUCGCCAGUUUUCUUCUCUUCUUCACUCAGAAAGUUGUUUCCAGGAUGUCGGUCGCGCCCACUCGGAGAAUAUCCUUUGGCAGCUCUCAGGAGAGGAGACUUUUCCCCGUCCACCACGCGCCGGACCGGCUGGGAAACGAAAUGUCUCGACAGCCAGAGCCACACAUGGGCCCUGGUUGCUAUGACAACCACGAGUUUGGCACCAUCCUUUACGAUUUACAGAAGACACCAGAAAGUAAGAGAGGAUAUGUUAUCUCUGCAAGGACUGCAACUCGCUUUCCCCCCUGUAAUAAGACGGUGACUCCUUCUCCUACGAAGUACCAGCCUGACCAAAGCAAGUCCAGAGUCCCCCCUCCUGGCAAAACCCCUUUUAACUCCAACACACAGAGGUUCAGCAGCACAUUAAGUUCAGAGUGCACUCCGGGCCCUGGGACCUACGCUCCUGAUGCAGUGACAAACAGGAAGGUGACGUGGCCGAUGUGCUUUGGGAGCCCAGACUGGUCCAGACUGCCUCAGUUGGAGAAGAAGUCACUGAGGGUGAAGCUCAACAAUGAAAGAGGAGUUCUCGAAGCACAGGAGCCGAGUGGCCUACCUCAGUUUGUACUAUUAACUCCAGAGCUGAUGGACGACGGCCUGCCACGAC
Labrus bergylta (ballan wrasse) is the source of this 691-nucleotide messenger RNA. RefSeq names its product ciliary microtubule-associated protein 3-like. NCBI's taxonomy places the organism in Eukaryota, Metazoa, Chordata, Actinopteri, Labriformes, Labridae. Gene Ontology annotation, biological process: regulation of cell projection organization. The record is from RefSeq and is a predicted model, not a curated record. Gene Ontology annotation, molecular function: cytoskeletal protein binding.